GUGCCUGUCUCGGUCGAGCAGCGCAAGAAGGGCAAGGGUGACAACACAUGGUUCGCCAGAAGAUCAAAGCACUUGGAGACCGAUGUACGACACACAGAGCUUGACAGCCUGCUGAUGAACGAUCAUAGCUGGUGGGAGUACCAGUACACGCCAGAUCUGUAUGAUGGCAAUCUACUCCUGGAGUGGAAUGUCAAAACAUUGGAAGAGGCUGCGGGCAGCGUUAGACAAGAAUUGGGUAUCGCGGAGGUGGAGAUGCGCAUCGUCCAGAUGUUCCAUAUUCUGCCAGGCCCGCUGCAAGAUCGAGUAUUCCAUGCGCUCGCAAUCUCUGGCAAGCAAGAAGGCCAGUCCAUUAACAUGCAAAUCCCUAUCGAUUAUGCAUCAUUCAAAGCCGUGGAGACGAUACGUGCAAGGAGCCGUCUCGAACCACAGGGAAAUGCAUUUCGCUACAACACCGAAGCCAAUCGCAACGAGGGUAGAGAGCCCAAGCCUACCGAGGUGCAAAAGCAGAGGAGCGGCAAGAAAGUCACUGAAGGGAUCUAUGCCGCUCUGGAGCGCAUCCGUAUCAUUACGGGCACAGAGCCGCAGUUUACGCAGUGGGACAUGAUGACGCUAAGCAAUGCUGGGGGAGUUGUCUCUUCAGUCCCAGUCGUGAUGCAGAAGGGCCAGCUGCUGGAGGCUGUGAGCAAGGAUGUACAGUUCGUGCUCCAGGAGGUUGGGAAGCAGAGA
Molecule: messenger RNA, 726 nt
Organism: Macroventuria anomochaeta
Lineage: Eukaryota; Fungi; Ascomycota; Dothideomycetes; Pleosporales; Didymellaceae
Exons: 2
Source: RefSeq, a predicted model, not a curated record